AAGAACAAAGAGUAAAGGGAGGAGGCUGAGAGCGAAAAGAAAAGCUUGUAUUGGAUUUUUUUAAAAUAAAAUUCGCUCCCUUCUUGCAGACCAUAUGGAUGAUCUAUCUCACCUCAUUUGGGUAGAUAGUGACUCCAUUUUUAGCACGUCAACACAACACCAGAUCUGUGAAUCCUUGGAGAAAAAUAAAGAGGGGAAGGAGCUUAACAGCAGUGAGAAGGAAAGAGAAGGUCAAUGGACAAUGAUUAGAUCUGGGCAAGAUCGAACAAGGAGAAGGGAGUGGUGUUCUGGGGCCAGGCCGAGGGUGAGAAGGACUGACGGAGAGAAGGAGAUAACUGAGAUAAGGAGUAGAAGGGAGAUGAUCUAAUUGAGAAAUUCGAUCAACAAAGAGGAAGAGAGAAGGGAUUUAGGGAAAGCAGAUGGGAUAAAUGGAUAAUAUCAUUAGUUUAGCAAAAUUAAUAUUUUUAAUAAAUGUGAUUAAAUUUC
Molecule: messenger RNA, 486 nt
Organism: Rubroshorea leprosula
Lineage: Eukaryota; Viridiplantae; Streptophyta; Magnoliopsida; Malvales; Dipterocarpaceae
Source: the annotation of a GenBank genome assembly